Messenger RNA from Dothidotthia symphoricarpi CBS 119687, 864 nucleotides. Its product is annotated as nicotinamide mononucleotide adenylyltransferase 1. The coding region runs from base 1 to 864 and encodes 287 amino acids. The transcript has 2 exons. The record is from RefSeq and is a predicted model, not a curated record. Gene Ontology annotation, molecular function: nicotinate-nucleotide adenylyltransferase activity; nicotinamide-nucleotide adenylyltransferase activity. Gene Ontology annotation, biological process: NAD+ biosynthetic process. NCBI's taxonomy places the organism in Eukaryota, Fungi, Ascomycota, Dothideomycetes, Pleosporales, Dothidotthiaceae.
AUGUCUUCGACAACCACCCGCGACAUCAUCCUUGACGCCGGACUCGGCAACGCUACCGCCAUGACUCUCGACAAUUACACCUUCCCCAAGGAGCGGCUGCGCAAGACACUUUCAAACCCGAAGAAGCAGCCCAUCGUCCUCGUCUCUUGUGGCUCUUUCUCCCCGCCGACAAACCUACAUUUGCGCAUGUUCGAAGAGGCCGCCGACUACUGCGAAUUCGAGACAGACUUUGAGGUCGUCGGCGGUUUCUUCAGCCCCGUCGGAGACGCAUACAAAAAGGCCGGCCUGGCGUCGGCGCAUCACCGAAUCAGCAUGACGAGGAUCGCCGUAGAGGGUAGCUCGAAAUGGAUCGGCGUUGAUCCGUGGGAGCCGCUGCACAAGGAGUACCUGCCCACCGUCAAGGUGCUGGACCACUUCGACCACGAGCUGAACGAGGUCAUGGGAGGAAUCGAGACAUCCACAGGCGAGAAGCGACGCAUCCACGUUGCGCUGCUUGCGGGCGCCGACCUGAUCCAGACGAUGAGCACGCCCGGAUUGUGGGCUCGCGAGGACCUGAGCAGAAUUCUUGGCCAUUAUGGCGCAUUCAUUCUCGAGCGCAGCGGCACCGAUAUCGACGACGCCCUUGUUCAGCUCCAGCAAUGGAGAGAGAGCAUCCGCGUGAUUCCACAACUUAUUCAAAACGACGUAUCAUCGACCAAGAUCCGCCUGUUCCGCAAACGGGGCAAGAGCAUCCGCUACUACAUUCCUGACCAGGUCGUCGACUACAUCUACGAGCACGAUCUCUACAUUGAUGACGAGAAGAAGCAGGCAGAGAAGGACAAGGAAUCGGUCUCUAGCGAUAGCGCUAGUUCGUCACAGUCAUGA